Molecule: messenger RNA, 282 nt
Organism: Sclerotinia sclerotiorum 1980 UF-70
Lineage: Eukaryota; Fungi; Ascomycota; Leotiomycetes; Helotiales; Sclerotiniaceae
Exons: 1
Coding region: 1-282 (93 amino acids)
Source: RefSeq, a predicted model, not a curated record
AUGCAAAGAUCAGUUAGUUGCAGAGAGCUUAUGAGUAGAAUCGAAGCGAAAACGGGCAGUGUAAAGAUUUGGAAUCAAUUUCCACACGGCUCAAUAAAUAGAUUGAUGGCACACCAACGACCACCUGGUGGACUCGCUCGAGGAAAGAUAGAUGAUUUUCGAACCGUGGGAGAAGGGAUGCUUCUUAAAGCAGAGCCGGGGAAUGAGAUUAGAAUGAAAGAGAAGAACCCAUUUGACUCUGGGCGAAGUUUUGAAUACAAAAGAGAAGAGCAAGGAUUGUAA